Molecule: messenger RNA, 2619 nt
Organism: Colletotrichum lupini
Lineage: Eukaryota; Fungi; Ascomycota; Sordariomycetes; Glomerellales; Glomerellaceae
Product: oxysterol-binding protein
Exons: 14
Coding region: 1-2619 (872 amino acids)
Cellular component (GO): cytosol; intracellular membrane-bounded organelle; cortical endoplasmic reticulum
Molecular function (GO): sterol binding
Source: RefSeq, a predicted model, not a curated record
AUGGCAUUGGAGAAAUGGACAAAAAAAAAGUUUUCCAAUGAAUGGCGCGACGUCAUCACCCCUCCUCCUCCGCCGUCCUCCGUUGUGGGGUCACCUCCGUACAUCAGCGACCUAAGAACUGCUAAGGUAGGCGUGGAGGUAGCUUCCGUCUACGACCUUACCCAAAGCAAUCGUCAUCUUGUGUCACCAAACUACAUUGUACACGGUCUUGUGCUCCUUCCUUACGACUCCAGACAUGGGAACUCAUCUUUGACCUCAGUCUCUUCUCAAAUUCCGGCCGUUCCUUGGUUAACCAACAACCUGGAACAGCUACCUACCUUCAUCGACCUUCAUCUGACAUCCGCCUCACCCUUUCCGCUUCGCCCGGUCUCCCAGUGGGCGCCCAGUCACUUUUUUUCAUCCAUUUUGUUCUCUACAGCUCUGGUUUACGUUCCAGCUCAGGUUGUCAGAGGCGGCAACGCCCAAUCGAAAACAGCAAGCGACGGGCCUCUUUUUCUCUCUCCAACUCUUCGCUUCUCUAAACUCAACAUCAUUAAACCCGACUUCUUUCUUUCCCACUUUUGCAUCCGACUGAUACGUCCCCAACCUUUAUCCUCCCGACGCUUCCUUCGCCAGCAAACCCCUUGCCCCGAAGAAACUCAAAUCAUCUUCGGCUUUAUCGACCAACAACUACUUUUAGUACGACAGGUUCCCACAAAGUCCACUGUUCAACUGCUGCCACUCUUCACUGCCGUCCCCUCGCUCUCGCUCGACUACGGGAGCACUGCCCCUCAUUCCAGCAAGAAGGCACAUCCCGGGCACCGCGCCGAUAAGACCGAUAGCGGUCUGAAAAGCCAGUCGCAGUCAUGGGUUUGGUCCAUGUGCCAGGAAGACGCUCCAGAGCCUCCAGCCUCAGUGAGUCUUACCAGCCCUAGCGGCACUGCCUGGUCCGUUGUCUGGAUAAUACCAGUCGUCCCCUCCUCGUCGCGCCUGUUUCGCGUACCUUGGCUCUGGCGUCUUCCGGGAGCCGAAAAGCCUCCACUCCCACUCUCCAGACCUCUGUCCAAUCGCUCGAGCAUCGACGAGGCCAGAGGCGCUGCUGAAGAUGACGACACGACUGUGGUCGAGGCCGACCAGGGCAACGUGCUCGGCCACAUCAUCUCCCAGCUUCGUCCGGGAGCUGACUUGAGUCGCGUUGUUUUGCCGACCUUCAUUCUUGAGCCCCGUAGUAUGCUCGAGAGGAUUACAAACUUCAUGUGCCACCCCGAAAUGCUCCUCCCUAUACCCGAGAUCGACGACCCUGUACUACGAUUCGUCUCCGUUGUCAAGUUCUACCUCAGUGGAUGGCAUAUUAAACCACCAGGAGUGAAGAAACCCCUGAACCCGAUCCUCGGCGAGGUUUUCUCCUGCUACUGGGAUCUGCCCGAUAACACCAGGGCAUACUACAUCUCCGAGCAAACAUCGCAUCACCCUCCCAAGUCUAGCUACUUCUACAUGGUCCCCGAGCACAACAUCCGUGUUGAUGGCACACUCAAGCCCAGGAGCAAGUUCCUCGGAAACUCGGCGGCGAGCUUGAUGGAGGGCACAGCGGUCUUGUCGUUCCUGAAUAGGGGCAAGGUCAAGACAAAGGGCGAACGAUAUAUCUUGACACAGCCAAACAUGUACGCUCGAGGCAUUCUCUUUGGAAAGAUGAAGUAUGAGCUAGGAGACCACAGCUUUGUCCGGUGCCCAGAGCUCGAUUUGGUCGCCGACAUUGAGUUCAAGGUGAAGGGCUGGGUCAGCGGUACCUAUAAUGCGAUUGGUGGCUCAAUCAAGCAUGAGAGCACAGGCGAGGUCCUUUACGAGCUCUCGGGCUUUUGGAACGAUGAGAUGUUUGUCAAGGAUGUCAAGACCGGUCAUAAGGAGAUGUUCUUCAACGCUAGACGGUCGAAGCCCAGCAGUCCCCUGGUGCGGCCAAUCGAAGAGCAGGAUGAGCGCGAAUCUCAGAAGCUUUGGGCACCGACAGCUCAGGCCGUAAAGGAUCGCAACCAUGAGCUUGCGACGGACGAGAAGACCAAGGUUGAGGACAGACAACGCGAGGAACGCGAGACAAGAGCUCGCGAAGGCGUUGAAUGGAAGCCUAGGCUUUUCAGAGCUGUUCAGGGCGGCCCGGGUGGUCCUGAAGAGGGCGAGGAGGAGCUGGAGUGGAUCAUCAAUGCUCACAUUGACCACACGAACCCAGAGAAGCAGACUGAGCAAAUUUUGGCCAUAUACCCUAUUCUUCCGGGCCAGAAGCCUUCUACGACAAACGCCAUUCCUCCCCACAAGCCCUCUGCGACAGCAGAGGCCCCAGCCCCGGCCCCCGCUCCGAUCGCCCAGCAACAUGUUGGAGGCAAUGACUUGAUCGAUUUCGGCGACGCGCCAGCUACCACUCCGGCAGCCCCAACAGCAACUGCGCCUGCUGUUCAGCCACCAAGCGGUAUUCCUCCGGCAGCUCAUGAGGCGCGGAGUGGAUCCAAGGACAUCGAAGGGAUGCUCAACAGCACCGGAACGCAAGCAAAAGAGGGACCAUUGAUGGACUUCACAGACAUGAAGAAGAGCGUACCGCCGCUGAAGAGAGCCGAUGAGAGUAACGACAGCUUCCAUGAUGCUUUGGAGUAG